This is a messenger RNA of Hyaena hyaena (striped hyena), 10353 nucleotides long. RefSeq names its product WDFY family member 4 (gene WDFY4). NCBI's taxonomy places the organism in Eukaryota, Metazoa, Chordata, Mammalia, Carnivora, Hyaenidae. Gene Ontology annotation, molecular function: protein binding. The record is from RefSeq and is a predicted model, not a curated record. The coding region runs from base 383 to 9940 and encodes 3185 amino acids. The transcript is spliced from 63 exons.
CCAGGCCAGUCAUGGAGGUCCUGUCGAUCAGGGUGGGGCCUCCCAGCCGCCUCCUGGAAAGCUGAGCAUUGGAACACAUAGGAUUUCAGUGGCUGAUCUGGGUUUGUGGAUGUGGGAGAAGAGGUCAAAUCUUCUCCCACGUUUCUGCUAAGGAAGGUGACCCGCCACACCAGGGAGAGGCUGGAUGUGUGCCUGUCUGUGCUAAUUCCCAGGGAUGGAGAAGGGGGACUGCCCGUGAGACUCCUUGACCCGACCCCCUGUGUGGGCCUCCGAAGGGUGUUGAGCAGCGUGGGCAGUUUCAGCCUGGUCACCCAGAGAGCUAGUAGCUUUGUGAUCUGGUCCUGUGGUCACUCCCCGGGGGUCUGAUCUGCUUUGCUAAGGCAUGGAGGCAGAAGAUGUUUCAAGAACUGAGGACAGAGCUGAGUGUCCAGGUUCCAAAAAUGAAGGCCAGCCUGAUGUUGCUCAGCCUGACUUUCCACAUGGAGGGCAGUCUCCGGGUCCCACUGCUCUCUGGGAGAUGCUAGAAAGGAAGUUUCUGGAAUACCAGCAGUUGGCUCACGGAAGCCCCGCUGAACAUCAGCAGAGCCUGUUGAAUCUUCUCCCACUGUUCCUAAAGGCCUGGGAGAACUCUGUGGGGAUCAUCUGCUUCCCCAGUCUCCAAAGCCUGGCAGAAGAUAUUUCUAACCAGCUUGCUCAAGAAAUUCAGAAGGCACUUGUGGGAAAGCCUGCAGAGCAAGCGAGGGAGGCAGCAGGGCAGUUGCUGCGGUGGAAAGGGGACGUGGAUCAGGAUGGCUACCUGCUCCUGAAGUCGGCAUAUGUGCUCACGGGGACAAAUUCGGAGACGCUGGGCAGAGUCGCUGCAUCCGGGCUUCCAGCUCUGCUCCUACAGUGCCUUUACCUCUUCUUUGUCUUUCCUCUGGAAAAGGAGGAGGUUCUUGAGAAUGAUGUUCAAGUUCAAAGGAUGUUUGUGCAGAUGUUGCUGAACAUUUGCAGUGAGUCUCAGGGGCUGGAGAGACUUCUAUCAGGAAAUGAGCUCCAGUCCCUCGUGAUUGCCACUACUUGUCUUCGGGAGCACAGCUGUCGCUUUUGGAAGGAGCCCACCUUCUGUGUGCUGAGGGCAAUCUCCAAGGCCCAGAACCUUGGCAUCAUUGAAUACCUGCAGGCUAUGGAUUGCAUCAAACUGUCCCUUCAGAAUCUCUCCAAGCUCGCAGAUGCUCUCCCUGCUCCCGAGGUGAGCGAGUCUGUGAGCCUCAUCUUGGGCUUUGUGAAGGACUCCUACACCAUCUCCUCGGCUCUGUUCCUAGAGUUCGAGAAUGGGGAGGGCUACCCUCUUCUCCUCAAAGUGCUGCUUCGGUACGAGCUGGCGCAGACUGAAGUGGAUCCCCACCUGGAGGAACUCCUUGAGCUGUUGGUGUGGCUGACCACCUGCGGGAGGUCAGAGCUGAAGGUCUUUGACAGUGUCACGUACCCUCAGCUGGAAGGCUUCAAGUUCCAUCACGAGGAUUCUGGGGUGACCGUUAAGAAUCUCCAGGCCUUCCAAGUCCUCCAGAAUGUUUUCCACAAAGCCAGCAACCCUGACCUCUGCAGCAAGGUCCUGUCAGCCAUCAGGACCAUGUGGACCUGGAAUGCCCGCAACUUCUUCCUGCUGGAGUGGACCCUGCAGCCCAUCUCGCAGUUCGUGGAGAUUGUGCCCCUGAAGCCGGCCCCGGUGCAGAAGCAGUUCUUCCAGCUGCUGGAGGCCCUGGUGUUCGAGCUGCAUUAUGUGCCCCAUGAGAUCCUGAGGAAGGUGCAGUGCCUGAUCAAGGAGAGCCCCGAGUCACCCUGCACCCUCGUGGCCCUGCAGAGUGUCCUCAGGAUAGCCGGCAGGGACCUGCUCUUCACCGACAUCUUCCGGGACUCGGGUCUCCUAGGCCUGCUGCUGGCCCAGCUGCGGAAGCGGGCCAAGAUCCUGAGGAAGUCAGGUAACAAAGAGUCCUUGCUUGGUGUCCCGGAUCCAGAGAGAGAACUGACCUGUGUGAUGCUGAGAACCGUUGUCACACUUCUGAGAGGCUCAGUCCGGAAUGCAGUUGUCCUGAAAGACCACGGCAUGGUGCCCUUCAUCAAGAUCUUCCUGGACGUUGAGUGGUACCGGGAGUCCUCACUCAGCAUCUUGGAGCAGCUCUCAGUCAUCAACGCUGAGGAGUACAUGAGCAUCAUUGUGGGUGCUUUGUGCUCGUCCACUCAAGGGGAGCUGGAGCUGAAACUGGAUCUCCUGCAGUCUCUCCUCAGGAUCCUGGAGACCCCCAAAGGCCGUGCUGCUUUCAGAGUGUCCAGUGGGUUCAAUGGACUCCUGUCCCUGCUCUCUGACCUGGAGGGGUCUCUCCAGGAGCCCCCGCUACAGGCGUGGGGGAUGGUGUCCCCCAGCCAGACCUUGGGUCUGGUCCUGCACACCCUCUGUGCCUUGUCUGCGGCAUUGCACCUGGACCCUGUCAACGGCGACUUCUUCAAGAAGAAUGGGCUUUUUGAGAAGCUGGCCGAGGACCUCUGUUUGCUGGGCUGUUUCGGGGCCCGGGAGGAAGAGGGAGCCCCUCUGCACUCCGAGAUGGACACAAAGGCCAGGCCCUUCGCUGAUCUGCUGAGUGCGGCCUUUGCCCUUGCCAGCCCACUCCCACCCAAGAUACAGAGCUGCCUUCAGAUCCUCAGCUUUCUGGACAGCAUGGCCAGUGGCACCCUCCACCUGCGCAGAGACCUGAAGGAGUCCCCAACGGCUGGGCAGGACCCAGUUCUGAAUGCCCAGAAGGAGGAGGCCGGCAGUGACCCCCACGGCAACUUCAAGCUGUGGCCAGACCUGGAGGAGAGGAUGGAUGAAGGGGAUGCUGUGAUCAUGCACCCCGGGGUCCUGUGCAUCAUGGUGAGACUGCUGCCUCGGUUGUACCAUGAAGACCACCCCGAGCUUUCCCAGGAGAUCCAGUGUUCUUUGGCCGGUCAUAUCCAGUCCCUGGUGAAAUCAGAGAAGAACCGUCAGGUCAUGUGUGAGGCGGGGAUGCUUAGGACCCUCAUGGCCUCCUGCCGUAGGGCCCUGACCACCAGCACCAGCCCCUUGCACUCAGGCCUCAUCAGGAUUUUUGAAAAACUUGCCUCACAAGCCAUCGAACCAGACGUGUUAAGACAGUUUCUAGGUCUUGGAGCUCCCCCACCUCCGUCGGCUGCAACAAAAAUCCUCCAUUCAUCUUGUGUCCACGGAGAGGACUCUGGAGGCCCAGGUUCCUCGGCUGCGGCGGCAGGGAGUGCUGAGGGUCCUCCAGGAGCCGCCCCGGAUGCCGGCCCUUGCUCAGCAGUCACACAGGCCCUCAGACCCUCAAGGACGUCCCAGGGCUCAACCACUGCCCUUCAGACCUCACUCAGCCUCAUCUCUAUGACCUCCCCGCGCAAUCUGCAGCCUCAGAAGGCGGCCCUGGCUCCAUCGUUUGUGGAAUUUGACAUGUCCAUGGAAGGUUAUGGAUGUUUGUUUAUUCCAACCGUGUCUACUGUUAUGGGAACCAGCACAGAGUACCUGGUCUCUGGAGGGAUUGGGACAGGUGCUGCCAGAUCAUUCCCUCCGCUUGGGGGCCUGACCUUCUGCUGCUGGUUCCUGAUCAGCAAGCACAGCACAGUCACUGAGGGCCACCCUCUGCGCUUCCUAACCCUGGUGCGUCACCUGGCCAGGACUGAGCAACCCUUCAUCUGCUUCUCUGUCAGCCUGUGCCCGGACGACCUCUCCUUAGUUGUGUCUACGGAAGAAAAAGAGUUUCAGCCCCUGGAUGUCAUGGAACUCGAGGAUGAUCCUGAGCCUUCUGCUGGUCGCCAGCUUCGGGUCCGGUGUGGCCAGCUGCUGGCGUGUGCUCAGUGGCACCACCUGGCUGUGGUUGUCACCAAGGAGAUGAAAAGGAAUUGUACUGUUUCCACCUAUCUGGAUGGACAGAUCAUUGGCUCGGCCAAGAUGUUGUAUAUUCAGGCCUUGCCAGGGACUUUCCUUUCAAUGGAUCCAUCUUCAUUUGUGGAUGUUUAUGGCUAUAUCUCUACCCCUCGAGUUUGGAAACAAAAGUCAUCAUUAAUAUGGCGUCUUGGACCUACAUACCUCUUUGAAGAAGCCAUCUCGAUGGACACUCUGGAAGUUAUUAACAAACUUGGCCCAAGAUAUUGUGGCAACUUCCAAGCUGUGCAUGCCCAAGGAGAGGACCUUGAUACAGAAGCGACGCCCCUGCUUACAGAGGAAAAGAUUUCCUUUGGCCUUCACAUAGCCAGCUCGUCCAUCACCAGUGUUACAGACAUCAGAAACACUUACAAUGAGGUGGACAGCCGCCUGAUUGCCAAGGAGAUGAACAUUUCAUCCCGUGACAACGCCAUGCCUGUGUUCUUGCUAAGAAAUUGUGCUGGCCACCUGUCGGGUUCCCUUCGAACCAUUGGAGCCGUGGCUGUGGGCCACUUAGGUGUAAGGGUGUUUCACUCCAUCCCAGCAGCCAGCAGCCUAGACUUCAUUGGUGGGCCCACCAUCCUCCUGGGCCUCAUUUCCUUAGCGACAGAUGACCACACCAUGUAUGCAGCUGUGAAAGUCCUGCACUCUGUCCUGACCAGCAAUGUCAUGUGUGACCGCCUGAUGCAGCACAUCUCUGGGUACCAGAUAAUGGCUUUUCUCCUGAGGAAAAAGACUGCUCUCCUAAACCAUCGGAGUUUUCAGCUCAUCCUCUCCAUUGCUGGCACUGCAGAACUGGGCUUCGGGUCAUCUGUUGUCACCAAUGUUGGUGUCUUUCAACACAUCCUCUGCAAUUUUGAGCUCUGGAUGAAUUCCGCAGACAACCUGGAGCUCUCCCUCUUUUCCCAUUUUGUGGAAAUCCUUCGAUCACCAAGGGAAGGACCCCGGAAUGCUGAAGUUGCUCACCAGGCUCAGCUUAUCCCCAAGCUCGUCUUCCUCUUCAAUGAGCCAGGCCUCACCUGCUCCAAGAUCCCCACCAUCAUUGCCAUCCUAGGCUGUCAGCUGAGGGGCUACUCCAGCAUCCAGGACCUGCUCAGGAUUGGACUGUUUGUCGUGUACACCCUCAAGCCUUCUUCGGUGAAUGAGAGGCAGAUCUGCGUGGAUGGAGGCCUGGACUCCUCAGUGCCUGCUGGAAGCCAAACAUCUGGAAAGACAAUCUGGCUCAGAAACCAGUUGCUGGAGAUGCUGUUCAGUGUAAUAUCUUCCUCCCAACUUCAUCUGUCCUCUGAGACAAAGGAAGAGAUGUUUUUGAACCUGGGGCCUGACUGGUUCCUGCUCCUUGUACAGGGCCACCUGCAUCCCAGCACCACUGUGCUGGGGUUGAAGCUGCUGAUGCACUUUUUGGCAAGCCCCUCUCUCCGCGGGCGAUUUAAAGAAGGCCUGUCUGGGGGAUCCUGGGUGGAGCGCAGCCUCGAGGGCGUGGACAUUGUGAUGGAUAAUUUGAAGAGCCACGCCACCUUGCCUGACCAGAGCACCUGCCUGCUUCCUGGGUUCCGUGUCUUGAAAGACUUUCUGGGCCACCACGUGCACAUUCCGGAAGUCUAUCUCAUUGUGUCCACCUUCUUCCUGCAGACACCACUUACGGAGCUGACAGAUGGGCCCAAAGACAGCCUGGAUGCCAUGCUUCAGUCACUCCUGCAGAAGCACUACAGUGAAGAAGUCCUCCGGGUUGGGCUGUGCACUGAAGGUGCCCUGCUGCUUCUGGAAAUGCUGAAAGCCACCAUGAGCCGGCCCUCAGCAGGCUCUGGAGAUGAUGCCUGGGAGAAGACCUUCCCUGCCAGCGUGCUGCACUUCCUCGGCCUUGUGCACAGCACCUACCCCCAGGACCCUGCCUGGCGGGCCCCAGAGUUCCUCCAGACAUUGGCUAUCGCCACCUUCCCUCUGGGAACCCACAAGGAGCCCAUGACUCAGCCUGCCCAGAACACCAACAACCCCGGGGCUGAGGUUGAAGGCGACAGCAUUCCAGAAGGCCUACAGGCUUCUGCCAAGUCACAUCCCGCCCGGAAGCAGCUGAGAGAUUUCAUGCAGCUGCUCUUGAGGGAGCUCUUGCUGGCAGCCUCCAACCCCAAGCAGUGGCUGCCAUUGGAAGUGAUCCUGGAGGCUUCUCCAGAUAAUGCCACCAGCCAACAGAAGCGGGAUUUCCAGUCCGAGGUCCUGCUUUCCACCAUGGAAAUAUUUCACACAAUGAGCAGAGGCAACACGUCCAUGCUCAGAGGCAGUAAAGAGCCUCAGCCGAAUGCAGAAGCUGCUUCUGGUCCUUCACUCGCAAGCAUCUCCCACUUCACCCAGAAGCUGGUAGAGAAACUAUACAGUGGGAUGUUCUCAGCAGACCCCAGACACAUCCUUCUCUUCAUCAUAGACCACAUCAUGGUGGUCAUCGAGAAUGCUUCUUCUCAAAAGGAUGCUCUCAUCAGUGCUUUGUACAGCAGUUUAAAUAAAGUCAUUCUUUAUUGCCUGUCCAAGCCCCAGCAAUCCCUCUCCGAAUGCGUUAGUCUUCUCAGCAUCUUGGGCUUCCUACAGGAACACUGGGACAUUAUCUUUGCCACCUACAAUUCCAAUGUCAGCUUCCUCCUAUGUCUCAUGCAUUGUUUUUUGCUGCUCAGUGAGAGAAGUUAUCCAGAAGGAUUUGGACUGGAACCGAAGCCUAGAAUCAAUCCUUAUCAUCAAGUCUUUCUUUCUCCAAAUGAAGAAGUAAGAGAAAAAGGAGAGGAAGACUUCCCAAGUUUGAAUGAUGUCCAGCACAACAUCCAAAAGACGGUGCAGACCCUCUGGCAGCAGCUCGUGGCACAGAGACGGCAGGAGCUGGAAGACACCUUCAAGAUUGAUCUCUCUGUGAAACCUGGAGAUACGGAAGUGAAGAUUGAAGAGAUUACCCCACUCUGGGAGGAGACGAUGCUCAAGGCCUGGCAGCAUUACUUAGCAUCUGAGAAGAAAUCGCUGGCCAGCCGCUCAAACGUGGGACAUCAGAGCAAGGUCUCUUCAUGGAGUGGCAGCUUGUCUUCAGCCAUGAGACUGAUGCCCGGGAGGCAGGCCAAGGACCUUGAGUGCAAGACAGAGGAUUUCGUGUCAUGCAUCGAGAACUACAGAAGAAGAGGGCAGGAACUAUACGCUUCUUUAUACAAAGAUCAUGUACAGAGACGGAGAUGUGACAACAUCAAGGCAGCCAACGCCUGGGCCAAGAUUCAGGAGCAGCUUUUUGGGGAGCUGGGCUUGUGGGGCCAAACAACAGAAGCCACACUUUGCUCCAGGUGGGAACUGGACUGGAGAGAGGGACCUGCUCGCAUGAGGAAACGUGUCAAACGCUUUUCUCCUCUGGAAGCCCUGAGUCCAGAAAGGUUCACGGAAAAUCAAGACAGAAACAGCAAUAUUUCUCAAACAAAUGUGGAAAAUCAAGAUGAGCUGACACCAAAGGAAGAUGACAUCACGACAGACGAGGUAGGAGUGGACUGUGCCCAGCUGACCUUCUUCCCUGCCUUACAUGAAAGUCUGCACUCUGAGGAUUUCUUGGAACUAUGUCGGGAGAGACAAGUUAUUUUACAAGAGCUUCCUGAUCACGAAAAGGUGACACAGAAGUACUCCCUGGUGAUCGUGCAGGGCCACCUGGUCUCCGAAGGUGUCCUGCUUUUUGGCCACCAGCACUUCUACAUCUGCGAGAACUUCACACUCUCCCCUGUGGGUGACGUCUACUGUACCCGCCACUGCUUAUCCAACAUCAGCGAUCCAUUCAUUUUCAACAUGUGCAGCAAAGACAGGUCCUCCGACCACUACUCGUGCCAGGGACACAGCUACAGGGACCUCAGGGAGCUCCGGCAGGCACGCUUCCUCCUACAGGACAUCGCCCUGGAGCUCUUUUUCCAAAAUGGAUAUUCCAAGUUUCUUGUCUUUCACAACAGCGAUCGGAGUAAGGUCUUCAAAAGCUUCUGCUCUUUCCAACCCAGCUUGAAGGGGAAAGGCGUCACAGAGGAGCCCCUCAAUCUAAGGAGGUACCCCGGCUUGGACAGGACCAUGCUGCAGAGGUGGCAGAAAAGGGACAUCAGCAAUUUUGAGUAUCUCAUGCACCUCAAUACCGUGGCUGGAAGGACCUACAAUGACUAUAUGCAGUAUCCUGUGUUUCCCUGGAUCCUGGCCGACUACACCUCACAGACAUUGAACUUGACGAAUCCCAAGACUUUCCGCGAUCUCUCAAAGCCCAUGGGGGCUCAGACCAAGGAAAGGAAGCUGAAAUUUAUCCAGAGGUUUAAAGAAGUUGAGAAAACUGAAGGAGACAUGACCGUCCAGUGCCACUACUACACUCACUAUUCCUCGGCUAUCAUUGUCGCCUCCUACCUGGUCCGGAUGCCACCCUAUACCCAGGCCUUCUGCUCUCUACAGGGCGGAAGCUUUGAUGUAGCAGACAGAAUGUUCCACAGCGUAAAGAACGCAUGGGAUUCGGCCUCCAGAGAGAACAUGAGUGACGUCAGGGAACUGACUCCGGAGUUCUUCUACCUCCCUGAGUUCCUAGUCAACUGCAAUGCCGUGGAGUUCGGCUGCAUGCAGGAUGGGACAGCACUGGGGGACGUUCAACUCCCACCCUGGGCUGAUGGGGACCCUCGGAAAUUCAUCAGCCUGCACAGACAGGCUCUGGAAAGUGACUUUGUCAGUGCCAACCUCCACCACUGGAUAGACCUCAUUUUUGGGUACAAGCAGCAGGGGUCAGCUGCGGUAGAAGCUGUUAAUACCUUCCACCCCUACUUCUAUGGUGACAGAAUGGACCUCAGCAGCACCAGUGACCCCUUGAUCAGGAGCACCAUCCUGGGGUUUGUCAGCAACUUUGGGCAGGUACCCAAACAGCUCUUUACAAAACCGCACCCAGCCAGGACCUCUGCAGGGAAGCCUUUACCUGGAAAGGACGCCGUCAUACCUGCGAGCCUCCCCAGCCACCCACAGCCUUUUUUCUACAAUCUGCAGUCACUGAGGCCCUCCCAGGUCACAGUCAAAGAUAUGUACCUUUUCUCUCUAGGCUCCGAAUCCCCCAAAGGAGCCAUUGGCCACAUCGUCCCUACUGAGAAGACCAUCCUGGCCGUGGAGAAGAACAAGAUGCUCCUGCCUCCGCUCUGGAACAGGACCUUCAGCUGGGGCUUCGAUGACUUCAGCUGCUGCUUGGGGAACUAUGGCUCUGACAAGAUCCUAAUGACGUUCGAGAACCUGGCUGCCUGGGGCCGCUGCCUGUGUACUGUGUGCCCAGCCCCCACAACAAUCAUCACCUCUGGCACGAGUGCGGUGGUAUGUGUGUGGGAGCUCAGCAUAGCCAAAGGCCGCCCGAGAGGUCUGCAUCUCAAGCAGGCCUUGUAUGGACACACACAGGCUGUCACAUGCCUGGCAGCAUCAGUCACCUUCAGCCUCCUGGUGAGUGGCUCCCAAGACUGUACUUGCAUCCUGUGGGACCUAGACCACCUCACUCAUGUGGCCCGCCUGCCUGCCCACCGGGAGGGUAUCUCUGCUCUUGCCAUCAGUGACGUCUCGGGCACUAUUGUCUCCUGUGCGGGAGCCCACUUGUCUCUGUGGAAUGUCAAUGGACAGCCACUGGCCAGCAUCACCACGGCCUGGGGCCCUGAAGGAGCCAUAACCUGCUGCUGCAUGAUGGAAGGGCCAGCAUGGGACACAAACCAUGUCAUCAUCACUGGGAGUCAAGACGGCAUGGUUCGGAUUUGGAAGACUGAAGACAUGAAGACAUCUGUUCCCGGACUGGUAGCACCAGAAGAUCCCUCAGCUCAACCUCCAAGCCCAAGAGGUCACGGGUGGGAGAAGAACCUUGCCCUGUGUCGAGAGCUGGAUGUCAGCCUUGCUUUGACAGGGAAACCCAGCAAGACCAGCCCUGCGGUGACAGCUCUGGCCGUGUCCAGAAACCAGACCAAACUCCUGGUCGGCGAUGAGAAGGGGAGAAUAUUCUGCUGGUCUGCAGAAGGGUAGGAAGGAAGAGACCGUGGGGGUCAGGCGGAGCGAGCAGCAUGUCCCCUGAGCGGCAGCAACAGCACCCGGCCUUUGCAGGUUGAAGCAGUGCCCAGGGCACAGAGGACUCUCCCCUGAGGAACGGGCCACUGGCCAUCAGAGCAGCACACCCCGAGCCACUCCAUGGCCUGUGAGACUUUGGCCUUGGAUUCACCCAAGGACACACUCUAUAAAAAGAAGAGCACCUGGGAGCCUGGGAGCAGCGAUCUGGAAAUGGUGACUCGCUCACAAGCUGCCCACGAACUCACAAGAUUCACCUUUUCAAAGGGCUUAUUACAUUAAAAAAAAAAAAAAGAAUUGGGUCGCUUCCUGGAAACUAAGGGGAAACAAUGGAUUGUCUUUAUUUUAUUAAAACAAGUAUUUUCCAAAGGCAA